CUCGGUAUCUUUAAAAACCGGAGUAUCAAUUGUCAUUGAUCGUGGAUCGCCCUACUGAAGAAUAAAUGCGCGUUGUAGCUUUGCAAUUGACAUUUACUGACAAGGCAGCGCAAUGGAAACGGUGAAAAUUAACGUUGGAGGUUCAGAGUUUGAAACUAAAAGCGAAACUCUCUCACGUUAUCCGGAUACAUUACUGGGUAGACUUUCUCAACAAACAGAGUUUUAUGACAAUAGGAGACAGUGUUAUUUUUUCGACAGAAAUCCGGACAUUUUCGGCCCGAUUCUAGGACUCUAUCGCACGGGGACACUCCACUUCCCGUCUUUCUAUUGUGGUGCCACCAUUAAACAGGAACUUGAGUUUUGGGAAAUCUCACCCAAACUUCUGGCAGAAUGUUGUCUUCAAAACUAUCUCCAGUAUGAGGCUGAUCUCCAAACAACACAAACACUGAAGCAGGCGUUUGAAGAAUACGAACUGGAUUACACUGACGAAGAGUGUCGGACCAGUAACAUCAAAAGAAUUCUUAGAAAAAUAUGGCUUACUUUAGAAGAACCAUCUUCAUCAAGAUUAGCUAAGGUUUUUAACUACGGUUUCCUGGUUGUUGUAACAUUUUCCAUGAUAACGUUUGUGUUGGGGGCACAUCCAUCAUUCAGGAAGGAAGAGCUGUCGUACAGUUCGCUUUUGUUUAUUAUCGCAUACAGAGACAUCCGUUUCUUCAAAGAAAUCAACUUGCAGAAUCCUAAAGAAGUUAUGCUUGGGACAUCACUACCCAUCGAAACAUUGAGGCAUUGUGAAAUGUCAGUCUCCACCUUCUUCACCGUCGAACUAAUUUUCCAUUUUGCGUCUUGUCCAAGAAGAGGUCGAUUUUUCCGAUCUCCUUUGAAUGUCAUUGACCUUCUUCUGGUGGUUGCCAUGUGGGUAACCUUUGCCCUUGAACAAGAUUUAGAAUUUCUGGUGACGAAUUAUGAGCUUGUGCAGUUUUACUUAGUUAUGAAGUCAUUGCUCGUUUUGCGACUGUUUCGCGUAUUUCGACUGAUGAAACUUUAUUCAGGUUUACGAAUAAUGAUAAUGUCUGUACGGGCUAGCAUCAGAGACCUCCUCCUGCUCUCAAUGUCAUUUCUUGUGGCUUCCCUAUUCUUCGCCAGUUUCAUCUAUUACGCGGAAUUCUACGUGUCGGACACAUUCUCCGAUAUAUUUAUAGGGAUAUGGUGGUCGGUGAUCACCAUGACAACAGUAGGCUACGGUGACAUGUAUCCCAAAUCGACGUUUGGUUACAUGGUUGGGGGAGUAUGUGCGUUCUCUGGAAUGCUAAUAUUGGCCAUGCCUGUGGCGAUCCUCGCCACCAACUUCAGUGAUUUCUACCAUAAAAACAAACUGCGGGAAAUGAAAGUGUCAUUUCUGGAAAAGAAAAGAAAACAUGUACAGAAAUUAAGUCUCUCGUGUGUAACCCCUAUUCAUGACAAUGAAGCGCCUCCGAUUAACGUAAAGCGUAUCUGGUGACAAUUGGUAGCUACAUGUAUUUUUGUUUUACUUCUGUUUUAAAGCUUAUUGUUAUAAUGUUGUAAAAUUUGAAUCAAUGGUGUAUACCAAUCCAUUAAAGUUAUUUUUUCUCACAAACA
This is a messenger RNA of Ostrea edulis (European flat oyster), 1617 nucleotides long. RefSeq names its product potassium voltage-gated channel subfamily C member 3-like. NCBI's taxonomy places the organism in Eukaryota, Metazoa, Mollusca, Bivalvia, Ostreida, Ostreidae. The transcript is spliced from 2 exons. The record is from RefSeq and is a predicted model, not a curated record. Gene Ontology annotation, cellular component: voltage-gated potassium channel complex; membrane. Bases 113 to 1498 code for a protein of 461 amino acids. Gene Ontology annotation, biological process: potassium ion transmembrane transport; protein homooligomerization. Gene Ontology annotation, molecular function: voltage-gated potassium channel activity; protein binding.